AUGUUAGUUGAGGAAACUGAUGACUGGUGGAUCAACACUCGUAAGGUGUUGGAUGUUGCAGCUGAAGUUGCAACAUGGAUUAUGUUCCAAAGGGAAUUUCUGAGAAAGAAAUUUCCUGAGGAUGUUUGUGGGAAGAAGGAGAUUGAGUUUUUGGAGCUAAAUGAGGUUACUAAUGAGUUCUCGAAGUGUGUCAAAUUUGAGAAUUGUUUGCAUCCUGAAAUUAAGUAUGCGAUUAGAUACCAACAAAUCAGGAGGUUUCCAGAGUUGGUGAACAGAUGUAGAAUUUACGAGGAUGAUAGUAAGGCUCGAUCGGCUCACUACAAGGGGCUGAGCGAGAGAAGAGGAAAGCAGAAUAUGAACCGUAGGAAGCCAUAUAGUGCUCCAGAUAAUAAAGGUAAACAGAGAGCUGUUGAUGGUAAUAGGCCAAGUGGGAAAGGUUCUCCAACUCCUCUUAAGUGUUAUAGGUGUGGUGAGUUGGGUCAUCGUAUCAGUGAGUGCAAGAGUGAUGUAAAGAAGUUUUACAAGUGUGGGAAGUCAGGACAUCUGGUUGCUGAUUGCAAAGAGAAUGUGGUGACUUGUUACAACUAUGGUGAACCAUGA
Molecule: messenger RNA, 600 nt
Organism: Lathyrus oleraceus (garden pea)
Lineage: Eukaryota; Viridiplantae; Streptophyta; Magnoliopsida; Fabales; Fabaceae
Exons: 2
Coding region: 1-600 (199 amino acids)
Molecular function (GO): zinc ion binding; nucleic acid binding
Source: RefSeq, a predicted model, not a curated record